UAUAUCUUGGGUUCUUCAGAUCUGAAGGUCUGGUUUGGCAGAAAGCCACGAUGAACAAGCAGAGGGUAGUUCAUGUGUCCACCAAGCAGCCGAGCUACGCGGUUUGUGUGCUGGGGACGGAGAUUUCCUUAGACAUCAAGAGCUCCAGGCCCAGGGGGGCCACGUCUUUUGAAGCCCGUGGCACAGGCGGGCUCCAGGUCUACAUGACCUAUGACCCCAAACACCUUCCCAAGCCUGAAGGUUCGAAGAGGUGGCCUCUUGACGCAGACACCGAGGUCAUCGUGUCUCUGAAGGCGGUUAGCAGUGCGGUCAACGACAACAAGAUCAGAGUGUCCUAUUACGAUCGAACCGGGAGCACGCCGAUUGCCGAAGCUUGGGUGUACAUCACAUGUGUAGCCCUUUCCCUGGAUGCCGAUACUGGUCGAACCGGAACUGUCCAGAACUACGCCACCAACAAGACCAAAUGGACCUGGGGCCCAGACGGAGAAGGUGCGGUAUUGCUGGUGAACUGUGACCGAGAUGGUCCAAGCUAUGGAAACAUGGAUCACACCUAUCCUUAUGUGCGAUCCCAGGCAGAUCUUCAGGACUUGUCCCUUAUGAUUCUCAAUAUCAACAGCCCCGCAGGGAUCUUUGACAACCACAAACUGAUCCUUCACAUCUCCAUGUUUGAUGCUGCAAAAGUGAGAGUUUUCCACGCGGCUGAAAACACUUCCGUCUCCCACUACGAGAACAUAUUGGGGUCAGACAAGCUGUCCUACACAGUGCAACCUACAGAUGGAAGAGGACAGCAUACGUUUUACGUGGAGGGCCUCGCAUUCCCAGACGGAGACUUCAAUGGCCUCGUGUCCUUAAACGCCACUUUGCUGGAGCAGACUAGCUCGACCUCACCAGCCACUCCUGUUUUCACGGAUACAGUGAUUUUCCAUGUGGCUCCUUGGCUCAUGACCCCCAACACCCAAAGGCCCCUGGAGAUCUUCGUCUGCAGCAUCGAGAAGGGUAUAAACGCCAACGGAAAAUUCCUGGAGGCGAUAAAACUUCUAGCAAGGAAAGCCAACUGCAAAUUAACCAUUUGCCCAGAAGUUGAAAACCGGGGAGACCGCUGGAUUCAGGAUGAGAUGGAGUUUGGUUAUGUAGAAGCUCCUCAUCAAUCCUUCCCCGUUGUCUUCGAUUCUCCCAGGAAUCGGGGCCUGAAGGAAUUUCCUUUCAAGAAGAUUUUGGGCCCUGAUUUUGGGUACGUCACUCGGGAACCCAAAAACGGGAGAGUGUCCAGUCUGGAUUCUUUUGGUAACCUGGACGUCAGCCCACCUGUCUCGGUCAAGGGAAAAAACUACUCCUUGGGGAGGAUCCUCAUAGGCAGCAGCUUUCCUGGAUCCGGCAACAGGAAAAUGACAAAAGUUGUCCGAGAUUUUCUUUACGCUCAGAAAGUUCAAGCUCCUGUAGAGCUUUAUUCAGACUGGCUGACGGUGGGUCAUGUGGAUGAAUUCUUGAGCUUCGUUCCGGCUCCAGGCAAGAAGGGUUUCCGGCUUCUUCUGGCCAGUCCCCUCGCUUGCUUGAAGCUGUUUGAAGAGAAGCAAAAAGAAGGUUAUGGGAAGGCUGCCCUGUUUGAAGGUCUAAGGAGAGUGGGGAAAAUUACGGUCGAUGAGAUCCUGACGGACAGAAAUGUGCGCCAAGACAGCAAAUAUGUUCAGAGUUGUAUUGACUGGAACCGGAGUAUUUUAAAGCGAGAACUCGGACUGACCGAACGAGACAUCAUUGAUAUCCCCCAGCUCUUCACUCUCGAAGGCUCCACCGCGACAGCCCUGUUUCCAGACAUGGUAAAUAUGCUCGUCUUAGGGGAACACCUGGGCAUUCCCAAGCCAUAUGGACCCAUCAUCCACGGCCAGUGUUGUUUGGAAGUGAAAGUCCGCUCCCUCCUGGAGCCACUGGGCCUCUCCUGCACAUUCAUUGAUGACUUUUUCUCCUACCACGUCUUGUCGGGGGAAGUCCAUUGUGGCACCAACGUUCAGCGGGAACCUUUUUCCUUUCAUUGGUGGAAUAUUCUUCCAUGAAAAAACUGCCCAUAAAUUAUCUCAGGCUUUGUUUUCUCAACACCUUUGUCUCUGAGGUUGAAGAGAUGCAGCAGCGUGGAAAAUUGUUGGAAGGAGAAGGAGAACCUUUCCCAGAGAUAAUUUCUCAGCAUCUUCCCGAAAUUUGUUUCAAUUUGGGUCUCUUGAAAACACACAAGGCAGUAACGACUAACCAUGCAAGACAGCAGGUUAGAUAAAAUUGUCUGGCUUUCUGGAAAAAUGCUGUUUCUGGAGAAGCCAGCAAGAGGAGAAGAAACUACCUGGAAAAGCCAAAUAUAUUUACAUUUUCAGUGGGAAUUAUUCAAAAGCCAUCACCAGGAGCUGCUAGAUAAAACUACAAGGAGGAACUGCUCUCUCUCUUCUCUGUAAGGAGCAAGAAAUAUUUAUACAUUAUAUGAAGGCUGAUCCAAAUUCAUUUCCCAAAGUUUAUUUGAAGUAGGAAAGAGGCAUUUGAAAAUCUUGCAAGUGUUUGUGGUUUCAAGUUGCUAACUUCGGGUUCCAAACAGAUGCAAAUCCAGCCCAAAGUCUGAUUACUUAGCACAAUUUGCAUGUGGGAAUGGAAUGGUUCCCUGUCGACUACUAGCAUAGAUAGAUUUAGAGGUUAGGAGUAGA
Pantherophis guttatus is the source of this 2678-nucleotide messenger RNA. RefSeq names its product protein-arginine deiminase type-1-like. Gene Ontology annotation, cellular component: nucleus; cytoplasm. Gene Ontology annotation, molecular function: protein-arginine deiminase activity; calcium ion binding. The record is from RefSeq and is a predicted model, not a curated record. NCBI's taxonomy places the organism in Eukaryota, Metazoa, Chordata, Lepidosauria, Squamata, Colubridae.